GAUAAAUAGUCGGUUUUGCAUAAAUGCCUGUGUGUUAUAUUUUAAUGAUUUACAUGUUAUUGAUAUAAAACAGAUUAUUAUGAAUCUAUAGACAUAUCCCAGUAUGUCUUCCGAACAAACUCAAUUCAAACCCGUCUUAAAGAAACAUGGACAAGUAAUAAUAGAAGACGUUCCCGGACUUGUAUUUUGUAAACCCCGUCUGAUACCCCUUAAAAGCUAUACAUUAGAAAAACUAGAGAAGAUGCAACAAGAAGCACAGAAAGUGCAAGAAGAAAAUAACACACAAUAAGGCAUAAGUGAUUGUGGUAUUUGUAAAUUGUAUUUUAUUUCAAAAUGAGCUAUACACCUUUGGUAUCAACAAUAUUGUUAUCUUUUAUAUUAUCGUCGUCAGUUUUGUACCGAUAUGGGAAUUGGUUUAGGCAUCGUUUAAUUGUAACAUUAGUUGUGCUGCUAGCUUGGUAUUGCAGUUUUCUUAUUAUAUUCGCUUUGCCUUUAGAUGUUAUUUCGACUGUAUAUCGUCAGUGCAGCAAGGAAGACAUUGAUGAUAUCACAACAGAAAAUUCAAAUUAUACAUUGCAUCCCACAAACAUUUCCGUAAAUGACUGUGAACCUCCUUGGACUAAUUUACCCAAAAGAGUAUUUGAAAAUUUAUGGCGCACAGUUUAUUGGAGCACACAGUUUUUAACAUGGAUGGUGAUGCCCAUGAUGCAGUCUUACAUAAAAGCUGGAGAUUUUUCCAUCAAAGGAAAACUAAAAUCCGCUUUAAUAGAUAAUGCGAUUUAUUAUGGAUCCUAUUUACUUAUCUGUGGUGUUUUGUUAGUGUAUCUUGCACUUAAAGGCAUUCACUUAGAUUGGAAUAAAUUAAAAGCAAUUGCUUCGUCUGCUAGUAAUACAUGGGGAUUGUUUUUACUGGUUCUCUUGUUCGGAUAUGCCUUAGUAGAGGUGCCAAGAAGACUUUGGAAUAAAUCUAAUCACAGUUUAACUCUAACUGAGUCCUAUUUUAAAGCAGCAAAGUUAAGCUCAGAUAGAUGUGAGGCAGAAGAAACUGUCGAUGAUGUAUUAGAGUCUCUGCAAGCGGUAUCAUUGGCAGUGCGACCUGGUCAUCCAUUUUAUCCAUAUUUGGAAACAAUAUUGAUAAAAGUACCUGCAGAAUUGCAAGACAGGAUGAAGAGACGACAGUUGCCAGAUGAUACCCCAACUGAUGUGCCUAGUGAAAAAGCUCUGAUUCGGCUUCAUAAACAAACUAUAAAAGCCUUACAAGUUCUACAAAGAACUGAAACACAGUGGAAUCUAAUGGUCGAAAAAAUUUUCGAAUUAGAAGACACUUUAAAAAACCAAAUAUCUCGAGAAAGAGUAUUUAAAAGAACCUUCGAAAAGAGGCACAGUUGGUUUGGAAGGUACAUCUACACAUCGAAGAUCGAAUGGUACUGGAAGUGUCUACUGUACUGCUAUACCCAAAAACUGUUAGCUGUUCUAGCUGGGAUAUUUUCGGUCUGCGUGGUGUGGUCAGAAGUGACAUUCUUCAGUGCCAGUCCCCCACUUUCGAUCUUUGCAGUUAUAGUGAAUGCUGCUAGAAGUCAUUAUGAUUAUUUCACAAUCGAGAUAUUGUCAACAAUAACAAUAUUAUAUAUGUGCUACUGCGCGUUUUCUACAGUACUUAAAAUAAGAGUACUCAAUUUAUAUUACCUUGCCCCUCAUCACCAAACAAACGAGUACAGUCUAAUAUUCUCCGGAAUGAUGCUGAGUCGGCUCACUCCACCACUGUGUUUGAAUUUCCUCAGCUUGAUCCAUAUGGACAGCCACGUACUCCACACUGACGUCUCAGAAACUUCCUACACGAAGAUCAUGGGUCACAUGGAUAUCAUCGGCAUAAUUUCUCAUGGCUUUAAUAUUUACUUCCCCAUGGCUAUACUUGCCUUUUGUCUUGCUACGUAUUUUAGUCUAGGAUCUAGGAUAUUGUCAAUGGUCGGAUUUCAUCAAUUCAUCGGAGACGACGAAAUGACUACUGAUUUAGUAGAAGAAGGUAGAGAAUUGAUAAAACGAGAAAAGCGUAGAAGACAGAGAGCCGAAGAAUCAUCAACUAGACGUAGAGAAUACAAUGAAAGAUUCCCGUCAACGGGAAGAUUUAGGCAGCCUAGAAACAGUACCGAGAUAGUACGGCAAAUGGAGGAACUGGACACAAGCCGCUCAGUCCUCAGAGACUCGCACGGUUUAGAUUCCUACAACGGCACUAGAUUCGCUUCCGAAGUGGACACCCGAUUCCCACCGAGCGAAGACGACAUCGACUCCCGAUUCGGGGCCAGUACGAGAAUCAACGAACGGAUGAACUCCAACGAGUUGGAUCCCAGAUUUUCGGACAACACCUUUCAGCUGGAUGGUUACUAUAGGAACAACAGGGUAGGCGGGCCGCCCCGAGGUAUUUUCGACGAUGUUUAGAUCUUGUCAGAGUUGUUUUAGAUCGUGACAAGACAUUUCGUAACGGAUAAUUCGUAACGCCGUCAAUUCGUAACAUCAAAAUGGAAUUAUUCUGAUUCUUUUUGUGAACGUGGAAACUAACUUUUAUUAGAGUUACUAUUGAAAUUACGUUUAUCAAUUUAACGAACCAGCAUCAGGAUAAACAUUUUUUUCUACGACCGUUUAAUACUAUGCUCUUUAUUCACUAUUUUUGAAUAGAUAAUAACACCUAUUACUUUACCCGUGAGUAAUAGUUCAUUACUCACGGGUCAUUACUCACGGAUUGAAGUUAGGUUCAAGUGGUCAUGCCAAUUUUAAUGUAUUAGUCCUAUAUAAACUGCAAAUGAAAAUAAAAUUACUUAAACUUGUUUAUUAUUACAAUAAUUAUUGUAAUUUAUAUCAAUAAUUAACUUUUUAAAGGAUAAUAACUUAAAAAAAUUUUAAAGAAUUUUUCACUGUAACAAUGGGUCAGUACAUUUUUUAUGUUUAAAUUGCAUCAUUUGAAUAUUGGAUGUUACUAAAAGAUAAACGUAAACAAUGAGUACUAGUUCCGUAAACUGUUACUAUAAAAAAGGGUAGACUGUUUACAGAUAUGAAAUUUAUAUCAAUGAAUUCUGUUUUACUUACUGAUGAUUGUACAAUAAAUUUUUAUCUGGGGCAAACGUUCUUUUUCAUGUAAUUGCCAUUUAAAAUAAAAUUGUCAUUUUUAAAAGUCACCUCCAUUACCCUCCAUUAUAUACCAUGAAACAACACGAAAUGACACUAAUGACAACUGUUUCAUAAGCUCAAAAAGUAAUUCUAAAGUGUUGCCAUAGUUAUAUAAAAUGUUUUCUUAUGAAAAAUAAAAUCUUUCGAUUUUUAAAUGUUAGUAGCUGAUAAUUAUAUUUUUCUACUAAUUAAAAUUAAAAAAAGGUCGUAAGAAAAAGAAUAGUAUUCUACUCGUAUAUAAUGAAUUACUCUGAUGAAUUACGACGUCGUAAACUUCAUCAUCGUGAGUAAUAGUUAUCAUUACAUGCUCGUUGAAUAAUAUACUGAUAACACAUUUGAUAUUUCGUGGAAAAAUAUAUUUUUAAAAUUAUGUCUUAAAAUAAAUAUCUAUUAAUGUAAAUUGUAUUCAGGCCCGCCAAGAGGAGGGUACAGCCGGUACAUUUUACCGAGGCCCGGCGAUGUAAGGGGCCCGGCGUCGACCAGACCAAAGACGUAAUUUUUCCCGUUUUUUGCUCUUCACUUUAUGUGCAUAAUGCGUUUAAUUAACACUCGGCUAUAUUUUAUAUGAGCUUUACCUCUAUUUUAAAAUAUAUUUUAUUGUUUUAUUCUAAAAACGGCGCAAGAAGCUUGCCAGAUUUUUUGAUGAUUUGUCUGGGCCUAGUAGUGACGUGACUGAUAAUUUUGAGCCCGACGAAAUAUUUUGCUGUGAAAUAUUUAAUAUUGUCAGAGAUUUUUUAAGCAAUUUAACCCGCUGAAGAGAAAAUAUCCUUUAGUUGUCUCUCUCGCAUUAAAAAUGCUAUGAGAUAUACAAUGAAAUAGGAUCGGUUAACUGGCCUAGCAAUUGUACAUUGAUGAUUUGGUAAAAUCUUGCGAUUUUUCGAAAAUUAUAGACAUCUUUGCCAAUCAAAAAACUCGAAAAGUACCUGUACUGUAAGUAUUAUAAAAAUUUUCCCUAUAAAUAUAAUCAAAAUUUAAUAAAAUUUAUAAUUGAACUGUUUCUUAUUAUUUAUUAUUAAUAAUUUUAUUUCUUAUAAAAAUUAAACAAUUUUUUUCGUUCUUCAUUUUUUGCGGGGGCCCGCUCUUCACGUGUUACCGAGGCGCGCUCAUCCCUCUCGGCGGCCCUGAUUGUAUUAAUUAUUAUAGUAAAUGCAUUAUUAUUAAACUGCUUUUAUGUCUUUCAUUAUUUGUCAGACUUGGUUUUACUACUUUAAAGUGAUAAUUCAAGAUAAAAAAUUUUAAAAAAUUCUUUAGUUGUCAUAUUAACAAGAAUAUAUGCAAAAAAAUGUGUGAAGUAUAUUUAAAAAGAAGUGAUGUUAAAGAAGUACCAUUACUUUUAGUAUAGGAAUGUAUGUAAAACGCGUUUUUGUAUAAAUUAGAUAAUACCAAAUUUGCUAAAACAAUUAAAUGGCGGCGUUACGAAUUGACGGCGUUACCAUUUUUGGGGUUACGAACUUGUGCGUUACGAGAUGUCAUGGGGCCGUUCGAGAUAUAUUUUCAAUAGUAAGUGGCUAUGCACAUAGAAGCACUUUCGAUGUGAUUUGUUUUUCAGAGUAUAAGAUAAAUAUAAUGCAGAUCUUCUGUCUUUAACAAAAACUAUUUUUUACAUGUAAAUAACAGAAAAAUGUUUAAAAGUCUCCAUAGUAUUUGCAAUAAAUUUGCGCUUAUUUAAAACUCUCCACAGUAAUAUAGCAGAUAUUUCACUUGUCAUAGCCUAAUAUCCCACUGCAGAAUCACUACGUUCAUAACUUGGUUAAUUAAAAUCAUAUUUUUAUAAAUUUAAGAAUAGGAGAAUACGUUGAUAACAGUUUAAUUAUUUUUUUCUAAUAUGACGAUAUAAAGUUGCCCGUGAAAAAAAUAGCCGCAAAGUAGGGUUGCCAGCUGUUAAAAACGCGAGGUAUACCCUAUUCCACGAACAUACGCCUGUUUUGGAUUACUUCGACAACGAAUAUUUUACUGUGCAAAAUAAGAAGAACGAAAGUAAAUUGCAAAUUACAUUGUUGUUUAUUGGAAUAAUUAUUAGCGCCAUUUAAUUUCGUACUUCUUAUGUUGCACAGUAAAAUAUUCGUUGUCGAAGUAAUCCAAAACAGGCGUAUGUUCGUGGAAUGGCCCAUAUCAGAGAUAAGGCGAAAGAAAGAUAGCGCACAACGCCACUGGUUUGACAAGGUAGACAAUGGUUGAUGGCGAAUGGGAGGUGUUAAAGCAGUCAUCUCGUCACACCAGUGGCAUUGCGCGCUAGCUUUCUUUCACUUUAUCUCUCAUACCUCGCGUUUUUAACAGUUCUCAACCUUAAUUUGCGGCUAUUUUUUACAUGCACCCUUUUAUCAUCGUAUUAGAAAAACAAUUAGCUUUAGUUUGAUACAAAAAGCAUGCACCUACGUCAUGGACGAAAUUUUGUUUCAAAAAUGAAUUACUAUUGAUUUAAUUAAAACUAUUUGCGGCCACUUUUUGACUGGCAACCUGUUAUCAAUGUAUUCCCCUAUUAUUAAAUUUAUAUAAAAAUGUAAUUUUAUUAGUGAUUCUGCAAUGACAGAAACAAAACAGUAACAAAUAAAUCUCUGGCAUAAAUAUUAGUGUCUAUUUCUGCAGUUGUAAUAACAAUUAAAUCUCAAAAUUGUGUUAGAUGGAAGCUCUACUUUAUAAAGGCAACUCUCCUUAUUUCAGGCAACCCUUUUUUUCUAGUUUGUUGAUUGUUAAGUUUUUUUAUUGUAGAAAUCUUAUAUAAAUUGUAUUAUGACUGUUUUAAUAACCAGAAGUUUUUAGUAACAUAGAAAACCACUAUAUUAAGGUUUGAAAUACAUUUUAUUAUGCAAUUGAUUAUAAAAAUAUGACUUCCACAAGUCGGACGAAGCUGAAUCUGGUGAAUAGGGUGGACGUUAAAACAAUUUGUACUGUACUGUAAUUCAAAGAUGUGUACUUUAAUUCACAUAUUUUGUCGAUGGUUUUGUGAGUUGUUUGAGAGGAUGUUUUGUUGAAAGAUUAGUUUUUGAUUCUGUAAUCUGUUCUUUGUUCACGAAUUUUUACAUCUAGCUGGUCCAAAAAGUUACAUUAAUAAUCAUGUUUAUUGUGAUAUUACUUUGGACAUAAACCAGGAGCAACAUUUUCUUAUCCCAUACUUUAUUGGUCCACAUCCGUACCAGUCGAAAAUACUGAGUUCACGUCCCUCCUUAGCCUCUUGUUUUGAUUUAGGAUCAUCAUGUAUUCCUUCACCUCUCAUUGACAGUUGUGAUAUGAUGCAUAAAUCUUUUUUAUUCUGUUUAAAACGCUAUAAAUGUCACAUUCGAAUGUAAUUUUGUUUGUUAGCAAAUAUAGUCUGGGCAGAUUAUCGAUGAAUAGGCCAUUUUUGGGAAAAGUUAUUUAUUCUUUUUCUCAUGAUCAUCUUUCAGUGCGUCACAGUUUUUCGAUUUCUUUCUAACGCAUUAAAUUGUAUGUGACAGAAAAAAGGCACGUCCGUGAUUACAGACAUUUACAACAUUUAUUCUAGUUAGUCUAGUUGUCGAUAGAUGGCGCCAUAAUAAAAAAAAAAUUUUUUAAUUAGAUAAUAAUAUUACAAAUAAUCUGUAUAAUUUAUAAGACUAUACAAAUCAAAGAAAAUACCAUUUUAUAAAUGCAAGAAACACAUUUGAUUUGUUUUUAUUCCAAAUUGAAAAUAAAAUGUGACAACUGUCAGAUUUAACUAAAAUGUCAUGUUAGAAUAAAUGUCAUAAAUGUGUAUUAUCACGGACUUACCCUUUUUCCUAUCAUUUGUUACGCACUGAAAAAUGCUCAUGAAAAGGACAAUACCAGCAAUUUUAUUGCUGGAAUCGAAUCUUAUGAUUCUAUAUAUUAAUAAUAUGUAUAGGUAUGCAAAGUUCGCAGAUGGCGUGCUACUUUUUUUAUAAACAAAAUGGCGCCUGAAAAUCAUGUUUUUUCAAUUUUUGCUCUAUAACUCCAAAUAUUUUAGCUUUACACCAAAAACACCCGAAUAAAAAUUCACCGUAAUUAAAUUCUGCAUAGAGACGUGUUUUUCCCAAUUUGCUUUCCCCGGAAAAUGAGGGUCGUCAGCGAAUCUGAGCAAAUAACCCUAUUGACUGCUAAUCUGAAUCUUUUUUGUAUUCUCAGCAAAACGUCCUGAUUAGUAACGUGGUCGGUAUAAGAUAUCUUCAGGAUUCAACGAUAAAGCAGGUGGCGUCUCUGAGAGUCCACGACUCAACUCCGUACAAGAGUAUGGGAAAUAUAUAACAUCGUAGUAACCUGUUUUUCAACCAAUUACAAAAAUUCUAGACUUGAUUAAAUAGCUUCUUCUACUUCCAGUGCUUAUCCUCUAGACCCAUCACAUAACUCAGCUGGCUACCGAUAAAAAAUUACACUCUACUGUCUAAAAUUUUUGACAUGAGAUCGUCUUCUACCAGGCCCCCAUUUAAUUCGUCAUUUUUUUUAUUAGUUGGAGAACGGAGAAGACUUCAUUUUGUUUUCCAUAAUCUGGCUCUAAUAUACAAGUUUAAUGGAGUAUCUUGUUAAAAAUUUCCUGUUCUUUUUGCAUAAACUAUACUAUUAUAUUUGCCACAUGAUAGACAUACAACAUUGCUAGAGAAUAUUAGACUCCGUAAGAUUCCAUGCUUCUGUACAAUCCAACAGUAAGGAAUGAUAUCUCUUCCGAGUGGUCCCAAUCCUGAUUUGGGCUACAUCACAGAUAGACAUUUCUUGUUUUGUGGCAGGAUCAUAUCAUUAAUGUAAUACAAGCCAAAAACCUACUUUUGGUUAUUAAAAAAAGGACAUGGUCUAGUUUAAGUGUAACUGUAGAUACCGCAUUAUAAAAAAAGAUACCAUUUGUAAUAUCAAUCACUGAUCGGCAGGAGAUCAGCAGAAUUGUAUUUAUUAGGACUUUAUUUCUAUAUUUAACGAUUUUUUUAUUUCAAUGUUCCAGUAUAUUGUUUAAACUUAAGAAUUAAAUGUGUCCUUUUUACUAUUUUAAAACUAUGAAAGUUGUUUAAGUUGUGAUAUUAGGCAAUCUAGAGUUACUACAAGAUUUGAUUUUAGUCGUUUUAAGUGAUCUUGUAACUAUCUAUAACUUGAAUUCAUUCCAGCAUGUAAGAGUUUGUUCUUUGAUGAUGUUUGAAGCCGUUAUACUAUUCUACAGUAAGCGCCACGCUUCUAGACACAUGGGUAGGUACCUAAUUGAUAUACUUAUGGGCUAAUCCGGUCCGUUCUCAGAUGUGACUUUCACGUCUGUCAUGUUUCUGUCAAGAAACAUUCAAAUUAAUUAUUUUCCAUAUACAAGAUACAUUAAUUAAUUGUAUUGUUACUCUGCUUUAAAAUAACUUUCUUCAAAUACCCUGAAUAUUACACUUAUAAACCUUACCUUUAAAACUUUUACAACUUUAACACAAUGACAACUAUAAACGUGAAAUACAGUUUUUCAAUUAACUGUCAACUUUCUAUGUUAAUAUUCGGUUUCUAUACAUUUUCUGACGUUCUAAACGUCACUAUACAUAAAAGUAAACAGUGUAACAAGUGCAGGGUCCCAGGACUGUAUUAGCUCAAUAUUCUUGUGUGUCUAGUAGGGUGGCGGUUACUGUAUAUCUAAUUUCACUUUAUUCCGUGUUGUUUGAUAAGUUUGUACUUACAAUGGAUUUUCAACUGUUUUAUACACCAGAUUUGUGGAGAAACAUUAAUCAAUUAAACACUAGCAUACGUUUAAUUGUAAUGUCUAUUUCAGUGCCUAUCUUGUAAUAUAUAAUUCGUUAAGCUUUUAUUCUUGUGCUAUGAUACUUUAUUUGCUAUACUUACUUUAUGAUAGUAUAUGAAUGAAGCUACCAAUCUAUUGUGAACGUCAUACUAGAGGUAACUGGAUAGAUAACAGGAAGGCAGUGGCGGAUCCAGCAUCGUCAAGAGGAGGGCCGAUUGACUAAAUUUCUAUGAAAAAUAAAUGAAUGGUUUUAUAAUCUUUAUAUAUAACUUGGUUUGCGAGGGGUGACCGAUCGCCGCCAUCGCCCUCCCCUGGAAGGAAAUGUUUGACUGUUAUGUGCGUCAUAGACAGAUGACAUGUGGCAGUUAACAGAUGAAAAUCAUAAUAGACACCUUAGGUGACCUUAGUAUGCUAAAAAUUGAAUUUUCUGGCCAGUGAGUUUAUUUGAGACAUAAAUAUUUCAAGGUUUCGCUGUGGUAGUCAUCUGUGUCUAAGGGUGCGUUCACUACGGAGACCAAAGGAUGGUAUCCUAGCCUAGAGCAUGGUAUCGUACUCUUCAUAUUCGUGAAUUCUCGCAUUUAAAAUAAUGUAUUUAUUUUACCUAGCGAUCGAAACUAUAUUAUCGAUCGCUAUGUAAAAUAAAUGCAUUAUUUUAAAUGCGAGAAUUCACGAAUAUGAAGAGUACGAUACCAUGCUCUAGGCUAGGAUACCAUUCUUUGGUCUCCGUAGUGAACGCACCCUAAUGUAAUGAUCCUGUUAAAUAUAUUUAUGGUCUCAUUCAUAUUUAUUUUGUUCCUUUUUUCAUAAAAUAAUAUUUAUGUAUUUUUGAAUUAUUUUUUAAGUUGACAUUAGUGCAAUCAAAUAUUGACAAACGUACAUAUAGUCGAUUCACAGCAACACCCCAAGUAGCAAUUUUUCGACGCAUUGGUUGUCAGUACAAACAAAUGCACUGUAUAUAACGUUGCCCGAGAGCAUUUUCAGUUGUUUCGGCCAACGACCCCUAACCCGACUGACAUUACGAUGUUACAACGUUAAGUAAUAUCUUUAGUUAUAUGGGCAACUAAGUUAUUACUAUUGUGACAACUACAUAUCACAGUCAAGUUUUUUCAACAAUCGCAACUACUUAAAAACGUUAUAAUGCUAAACUAAUUUACGCCCAUGGGUUUUCUGGCCGACUAGGUAGUUGUCUCUCACGACCACAGGGCCUUUACGUAUAGUUCUGUAGAUAUGUGACACGUUUACGGCAACUUCAGGAGCAAAAAAAGAAUUUACUUUAUAACCUUACUUUUUUCUUAUUAUUUUAUAUUUUAUUUUGCUGGAAAUUUUCGAUUUAUUUAACAACCUGUUUAUUUGUUUUUUAUUAGCUGGUUUCUCCAUUGUCCAUUGUUUUAUCAGUAGAUUUGAUAUUUGAUAAGCUCUAAUCUUUGUAUCAGCUUUGCUAGACAGGGUUGCCAGGCCAGUUCUUACUCUUUCAGUACUAUAUCCGUUGCAAGAUAAUUUGGCUGAAACUCCGACAAAAUAUGUACUUUUUGUACAUAUUUUGUCUGAAUUCCAUCCGAAUUAUCUUGCAGCGGAUAGUAGUUUUCCUUUCAAAAAAUCAAUAGAAAUACAGUAAAAUCUGUGUUAACGGUUACCUGUCAAAAUCGCCCGAUUUCAUAAUCAACUUAAAGUAAACAUUAAGUAAAGUCCGUGAAGUAAAGUUCACUUUAAAGUUGACAUUUACCCAUAUAUGAAUUGUGAUAAAGGUAGAGGUACCAACUUACUUAAAAUUUAAAAAACUGAUUAUGAAACCGAGCGUUACAAUCAUUUUGAAAAUUCUCCAAACCAAUUAUAUGAAGAUUUCCUUAUUUAGAUCUGGUAUUUACCAGUUUCAUUUCUAGACAAGGCGAAAACGGCGGGUUCGAAAUUUGUUUGCAUAAUCACAUUCGUGAGACAUCCCAGAAUAAGGUUCAAGAAGUCGCCCAAGUGAAAAGUGGGCCAUUUUUUUUAACAAUUUUUUUUUAAUCAAAUUGCAAGAAUCAAUAUUUUUGGCCCGAGCAAUUUUUUCUUUAAUUUUUUGGACCAUUCUGGACAAAAAAGGUCUCUAAUAAUUUUUCUCUAAAGUUGAUCGUUUUCGACUUAUAAGCAAUUUAAAAUUGAAAAAAACGAAAAAUGGCGAUUUUCAAGGCUUAAUAACUCGGUUAAAAGUUAUUAUUAUGAAAGUCAAUAUAUGACUAAAUCAAAGUUUGAAGCCCCCCCUACAAGAUCCUGAAGAAAUUUUCGUCAUUAUUUUAUUACUAAGCUGUUAUUUUUAAGUAAUAAUAAUAAGCGCCAUUCACGUGUGCGGGGCUGUAAAUGCUGAGUGCGAGAGAGAAGCUAUUCCAGCAGUCCUCGCACUCACAUUUACAGCAGCGUCAAUACGAUACAACCACUCAUUGUUAUUAAUUAAAAAUAACAGCUUAGUAGUAAAUUAAUGAAACAGAUUUCUUCGGGAUCAUGUAACGGUGACUUUAAACUUUGAUUUAGUCACUUUCUGACUUUCAAAAUAAUAAUUUUUGACCGACUUAUUAAGCCUUAAAAAUGGCCAUUUUCGCGUUUUUCAAAUUUUAACUUGCUUCUAACUCGAAAAAGAUCAACUUUAGAGAAAAAUUAUAAGAGACCUUUUUUGUCCAGAAUGGUCCAAAAAAUCUAAAAAAAAAUUAGUCCGGGCCAAAAUAUUUAUUUUUGCAAUUUGAUUAAAAAAAAUUGUUAAAAAAAAUUGGCCCACUUUUCUCGUAGGCGACUUCUUGAACCUUAUUCUGGGAUGUCUCACGAAUGUGAUUAUGCAAAAAUAUCUCAUGGGAAUAUUUUCCCAACGAACCCGCCGUUUUCGCCUUGUCUAUUCUCUGUCCAUCUAUUAUCAUCAUCUACGUCCUGAAUCUUAUUUUCGGUAAUGACAUUGGGAAAUUGUAACAAAAUGUCUGAAAAUUAAUUUAGAAAUAGGGUGAAUACUAUUAAAAAGCAAAUUUUAUUUUAGUGAUAACAAAAUAUUGAAAUAUACCAAACAUCUAAUAAAAAACAUUGCCUACUAGAAUUUUUUAAAUAAUAUCAAAAAUAUACCAAAACAGUAGAUAUCUACUAAAUGUGGCAACGCUGUUAAGGAGAAUGAUGCACUUCAUUGCACUGGUCACAAUGACCUCUGUCACAGCAUAGAAAACGCAACAGCAGUGACACACUAGUAGGCGGGAAAAGUUCGCGCACUAUUACUGCGCAGAUCGUCGGCCAUUUUGUGCGUAGUACAGACAAUGUAGAAAAUCGACAGUGUUGCCGAUUUGUACAUAAUUAUCAGAUUUACUUAACUUUUAUGACAUUCAUAUUUUUUAACAUAAUUUUAUACGUAUGCCUGUGGGAAUUAUGUCAAUAAUUGGGACAUAACACAAAAUAUUGACGAUGAAUGGCGAUUGUAUUGUUAAUCUUUUGCAUAAAUUCCAGAAAUUAUUCAAAAAGAAUCUCUUACGGGUAAUAUAGUUGGUGACAUCGGCAACACUGAUGAACCAACACAUCACAUCACCACUGAGAUGUACUACGCGAAAAAUGGCGACCCUGUACUUUUCAACUUCAAAGGCGGCAUCAGGGAGUGUCCUUGCUGGUUUCGUUUAUUAUGCUGUGCCUCUGUCACCCAAUAAGAGAGUGCGUUCUAAAGUGGUUGGGAUAGUCGGUCGCCGUGUUUGGUCGGCGAUUGGACUUCUCGGUUGUCUCAUCCGUCUAUGGUUGGCAAUAAGGUAUAUUUUAAGUAAUAUUGGUAAUGUUGUUUAAUGCACCAUUUUGGUUUUUUUGGGAUGUAAAGAAAAUAAAAACACAAAAUAUAAAAAAUGCAGGCAUUUUCUAAUACCUUUAAAAGCACCAUCAAUACAUUAAAUUUAUACAAAACAUCUUUAACAUAAAUUCUGGCUUUUAUAUUAAAAUUAGAUUUUUUAAAUUUACAUAUUUUUUGUUAAAAAGGUGAUAAAAAAUGAGCGCGUGUGUUUUUUAAAGGUGGAAUAUCCAUAUUUGACGGUAAUCUGAGAUGCGUUUAUAAAUUUCACAUCAGGUAAUUUUGUUUAAGUCCUUAUUUAUGUAAUUAUAUAAAUUUAAAUACCUGAUAUGAUGUCAAAAUAGUUUACUUUUUAUAUAGGUAAAAAAACAUAACCAGUCCGACUCUUUGAGCAACCAUUGCACGCAGGCACUUUUUAUAGUCGCUUCAGUUGUCUUAUGCAACGCUUAAGGUUGCCUAGGCAACGUCAAGACAACUCAAAAAUCGUCCACCAAAUUAGUGCAGAAUUGGGUCGUCUUCUAGGCAAUAACAACGUUGUGACAAAACGUUGCCACGCGGUAGACAACGUUGUCGCGUCGACAAAUUGCUACUUGGGACAUGGAUAGACACUAGUGGUAAUUUUAGGAUUUCGUUUAAUGUUUCGUCAAUGUCCUAUUGUUGUUAUGAGAAGUCUAUAUGUUUCGAAUUGAUUUAAAAUGGUUUAUAGACAUGUAUAUUUUAAAUUGUUUGUAUGUUUUUUACAAAGAACUGUAUUUACUACCAUUCCAGUUUUUAAAAUGUUUUUAUUAUAUUAAAAAAAUAAAUUAUAGGACUUAGUAAUCGAGGAAAUCAACAAUAAUGACAUUGUUUAACUGUAUGUUUAACGAAAACAUAUUUUAAUAAUUAUAACCAUCAUAUUAUCAGUCUAAAGCAUGUUUAUCUCUUUCAGCUUAUUCACUUCCUUAUUAAAUAUCCAAAUUUAUGAUUUUAUUUGUGCUCAUUCAUUCCAUCAGCAGUGUUGUAUUUCACCACGGAAGUGUGUAAGAUAUUCUAGUCAUCCUGCUAAUAUUGCCCGACGUACUAAUUGAUUUUAUUACCUUAUCAAAUUGUUGAUUUUCUUAUAAUUAUUAUCGAUAUAUUUCAUUAUGUUGCUAGUCAAAAAAAUCAUUCGAUUUAUUUUUUUUACUGUGAAAUAUAUAGCCAAUUUUACACGUACUCAACUAGAGUUAAGGUAAAAUCACUUAUUGUUUACAGCUAAUGAAUUAGUGUCUUUAUAUUUGUAUUUAAUAAAUUGAUACAUAAUGCA
This is a messenger RNA of Diabrotica virgifera virgifera (western corn rootworm), 13884 nucleotides long. Its product is annotated as LMBR1 domain-containing protein 2 homolog. Lineage: Eukaryota; Metazoa; Arthropoda; Insecta; Coleoptera; Chrysomelidae. The transcript has 10 exons. Bases 334 to 2436 code for a protein of 700 amino acids. Gene Ontology annotation, cellular component: membrane. The record is from RefSeq and is a predicted model, not a curated record.